UCAGGAAGUGAUACCGUGCUGUUUGUCUCAGUGGAGAUCCCCUUGACUUGGCUGCAGCACCCGGUGUGGUGUUCUCUCCCUCUCAUCCAGGGUGAAAGCCAGAUACGUUGGAAACAGCGAACUGACGCUUGACUCUGUGGAAGGCCGGGUCCACACUGACACACACAGCCUCCUCUCUGUGGCGGGACAGCACGGGUGACACUCUUGUAGUGCAACAUGAACCUAUCAGAUUACGACUCCAUCAUGUACUCGGAUUGCUACUAUGAGCCCACCUGUGAGAUGGAUCUCAGUCUAUAUCUGCCUGAUGGAGACAGGAUUAUGACGGUUCUUUGCUAUGUGAUGUUUGGGUUAGGCCUGCUAGGCAACACCACGAUUCUCUGGGUUCUCCUCCGGCACAUCAAGCUGAAGACCAUGACGGACGUGUGCCUCCUCAACCUGGCCCUGUCUGACCUCAUCCUGGCUGCAUCCCUGCCCCUCUGGGCCAUCAAUGCCCACAACCUUGCAUUGUGCAAACUGAUGACAGGAGUCUAUCAGCUGGGUUUCUACAGUGGGGCAAUGUUUGUGACCCUGAUGUGUGUGGACCGCUACCUGGCCAUCAUCCACACUGUUGCAGCCAUGCGAGCCCGGACCCUUCACUAUGGAAUCAUUGCCAGCGUCAUUAUCUGGGUUAUAUCCUUCAUUGCCGCGGCCCCUCAGGUGAUCUUUGCCUCCUUGGAGAUGGAACCGGGAGAUCCCACUGUCCGGUGUCAGCCGCUCUAUCCAGAGGACACGGAGAGGUUUUGGAAGUUGCUCCGAAACGUCAGUGAGAACACGGUGGGCCUUUUUGUGUGCCUCCCCAUCAUGAUUUUCUGCUGUGUGAAAAUCCUGGUUAUGCUGAACAAGUGUGGAAACUCCAAAAAGGGCAGAGCUGUAAAGCUGAUAUUUGGUAUAGUGUGUGUGUUUGUGGUGUGCUGGGUCCCCUACAAUGUCACAGUGUUCCUUCAGACACUGCAGCUGUUCGACCUCCUAAACAGCUGCGAGGCUACAAACAACAUCAGCGCUGCUAUGAGCUACGCUGAGAUCAUUGCACUGUCUCACUGCUGUGUGAAUCCAGUCAUCUAUGCAUUUGUAGGGGAGAAGUUCAGGAAGUCACUGGGCAAAGUGCUGACUAGGUAUCCCUGCUGCAUCCCCCGGCGCCACAGCAGCGAAUGUCCAGCCACAGAGACACCACUGAGAUAGAGAUAUCAUAGAUAUAGAUAGAGAUUAUAUAAAAAACACACCUUGCUCCUGCAUUACUGUCCGAUGACGUGACAUGUUGUAUUUUUGCAAAUGUUAUUAUAACGAAAACAAAGUCAAAUAAAGACAGUAAAACUUGAAUAAUGCCAUAAAUCAUGUAAUUUAACAAAUUACUUUUAAAGUAGCAUGACCCAACACUGCUGGAAAAAACUGUCAUGCGUGCCUGCGGCAUGCAAAGCGAAUCAGCCAGCGAUAAGAUCAUGACAGUAAAAUUAGCAAUUUAAUUUGUACUUUUUCAAAAGCAAUGCCUUGAGCCUGUGUGAGAAGGUAUGUAGGGUGGCAUGAUUGGCUGAAUGAGCAGAGCGGAUCUUGUUGAUCAGUUUGAAUUUUAUUGGUUAAUAAAAGUUCAGGUAGGAGUCACUGUA
Acanthopagrus latus (yellowfin seabream) is the source of this 1640-nucleotide messenger RNA. RefSeq names its product C-C chemokine receptor type 2-like. Lineage: Eukaryota; Metazoa; Chordata; Actinopteri; Spariformes; Sparidae. Bases 217 to 1218 code for a protein of 333 amino acids. Gene Ontology annotation, biological process: chemotaxis; G protein-coupled receptor signaling pathway; immune response. Gene Ontology annotation, cellular component: membrane. Gene Ontology annotation, molecular function: chemokine receptor activity. The transcript has 5 exons. The record is from RefSeq and is a predicted model, not a curated record.